AUGUCUAAAAGCGGGUGGGUUUUGUAGUAGGUUUGCAAAUACAUGCUUUUGAUUUGUAAAUAGUUGUUAGAAUAUAUUUUAAGUACAAAUUCACAUCAUUACGUUUGAAAAAUCUUGUUUUUCACUUCGGUUACUGUACUUUUGGCCAUAUUAUGUCACUUCAGACAUGGUACGAAAUGGACAGCGGAAGAAUUGAAGUCAUUGGAUGAACAAGAUGAUAAUAGUGUCAAUUCUGUCAGAGAGCUUCCGGAUCGAGAUACAAAUGCUGACAGAUAUUUAGCCACCUUGAGUAUCCUGCUGAGCUGUGCGCUUGUCAAUCUAUUAGCAAAUGGGACUGGGGCUAUUGGGACACUUGGUAGGCCUUUAAUGGUCCCAGUGAGUUGUUUUAUGUUUGAAUGGUACAGGAUUUAUGGGAGUUUGACCCUUACUAGAACGCUUCGAGCUGUUCUCAACAUGGCCAGUGUGUUGAAAACUUACCAGUAAGUUGUUUUGGAACUAACAUUAACUCAUGGCACUACAUUUUUUGAUCUAAUCUCUCUCUAAAUUACAUUUAUACGACAAUUUCAGAGAGUUCGACCCGACGUAUUCAAAGUUAUAUUCAGCCGAUUUCUGUUGUCAAUUACCCCAACUGAACACUGAUCUGCCUCGAACAGCAGACGAAAAAUCGUAA
Messenger RNA from Bursaphelenchus okinawaensis, 670 nucleotides. The record is from the annotation of a GenBank genome assembly. Lineage: Eukaryota; Metazoa; Nematoda; Chromadorea; Rhabditida; Aphelenchoididae.